This is a messenger RNA of Esox lucius (northern pike), 1774 nucleotides long. It is a transcript of the gene dlx6a, whose product is annotated as distal-less homeobox 6a. The coding region runs from base 372 to 1124 and encodes 250 amino acids. The record is from RefSeq and is a predicted model, not a curated record. The transcript has 3 exons. Lineage: Eukaryota; Metazoa; Chordata; Actinopteri; Esociformes; Esocidae. Gene Ontology annotation, biological process: embryo development; regulation of transcription by RNA polymerase II; cell differentiation. Gene Ontology annotation, molecular function: DNA-binding transcription factor activity, RNA polymerase II-specific; RNA polymerase II cis-regulatory region sequence-specific DNA binding.
GGUAGAAACUGGUAAGGUGGGUUAACUUGCACUGAAGUCUCCGUGAAACACAGAACUGAUGACGUUGGGUUGAAUGACCAAUCGGAAGGCGCUGCCCUUUGGAGACAAACCAUUUUACUUGUAGUGUCUGCAUCAAGUCUGGAGGCAAGGACUCAAUUUUAACAGAUUCCACCUUAAAAUCUCUGCCUUAACGUAUGCCCACCUUGUGCCAUAACGAGUGAGAAUAUCAGAGGAGGGGGGGAAAAGUAACAGAGAAAUUCGGGUGUUAAUAGGACAAUAUCUCUUCGCGGAGGAGAAGGAGACAACAACACAGCGAGAGAUCUCAUUUGGACUUGAGAGAGGGGGUGAGUGCUCUCAAGGCAGAAAAUUUGAUGAUGACCAUGACUACGAUGGCUGACGGUCUGGAGGCUCAGGACUCGUCCAAGUCUGCUUUCAUGGAGUUUGGUCAGCAGUCGCACUCACAGCAGAGUUCUCCGUCGAUGGCCGCCAGCCACUACCCUCUGCACUGUCUCCACUCCGGGUCGCACCCCGUUCACCAUCAGCACGACAACUCCCCGUACUCCGGCACCAAUUCCUACAACAGGUCCCUGCCGUACUCCUACGUGAGCCAUCCCCACCACAGCCCGUACCUGCCUUCCUACCACAAUAACGCCACUGGCGGGCAGACAAGGUUAGACGCCACAGAGCAGCAGAAAACUACGGUGAUCGAAAACGGAGAAAUUCGUUUCAAUGGAAAAGGCAAGAAGAUUCGCAAACCUCGGACGAUUUAUUCUAGUUUGCAGCUUCAAGCUUUAAAUCAUCGUUUCCAGCAAACACAAUACCUCGCCUUGCCAGAACGUGCAGAGCUGGCUGCCUCGCUCGGUCUAACACAGACACAGGUAAAGAUAUGGUUCCAGAAUAAAAGGUCAAAGUUCAAGAAGCUGCUUAAGGCAGGUGGCAACCCGCACGAGAGCGAUCCUACUAUGCCUGGUUCCAUCGCCGGCCUGUCUCCCCGUUCUCCUGCAAUUCCUCCGAUAUGGGACGUGUCCGCGUCCAGCAAAGGAGUUAACAUGCCGUCCAACAGCUACAUGCCCGGGUAUUCUCACUGGUACUCAUCCCCGCAUCAAGAGUCCAUGCAGAGAUAGACUGCGCAAAGAGCUGGAUGAUCCGAGGCCUGUCUGGAGACCUUCAUAGUUUUACCUGCACAAUUGAUUUCCGUCUGCCGCGAGACAAAAGUGGUGUCCCAUUCGAACUGAGAGAUUACUUGGAGAGUCCGUUGCUUGUGAAGGAUAAUUUAGGACAAUGCGAAACACGGUAAAGGAACUAACCGUAAUUUACCAAUGACUGUUCAGUGCAUGGGAUUGCCUUUGUUAUGCUUUCAUUCAUGUCAACAUCUGACUGUCAAUAUACCAAAUAUAUCACUGACAUUUAGCCCAUCUCGUGGGCUCGGAAUGGACUACACUUACGUGUUUUUUGCGGGUUAAGACAUGAUAUAUUGUUAAAAUCUAAACUGCUCUUUUACUGGUUGUUUUUAUCCAACAUGCAAAACAAAGCAAUCUGUCUGUAAAUAUAUUAUUCGAUUUUAGUUGUACAUAGGCCUACACUUUUUAUGUUUUGUCUUUCAUAAAUGGAGUACUGUAAACCAUGACUAGAAACUAAGUCUCGUGUUUUGUAGGCCUGUGGACAUGAUUGAUAUGUCAAAUGAGCCAUUCCUUGUCAAGUUGUCGUAUGGACAUAAAACCUAGGUCGCAUUGGUUUUUUUCAUUAAAAUAUUCCAGGCCAUCCAUUAUUAAGC